This is a messenger RNA of Thyridium curvatum, 1674 nucleotides long. RefSeq lists its product as uncharacterized. Bases 1 to 1674 code for a protein of 557 amino acids. The record is from RefSeq and is a predicted model, not a curated record. The transcript is spliced from 3 exons. NCBI's taxonomy places the organism in Eukaryota, Fungi, Ascomycota, Sordariomycetes, Thyridiales, Thyridiaceae.
AUGGCUGAGGAGAACAAGAACGUCGAGGUCCCCAAGGAGACCGUCCCUGCUGUCGCCGAGCCCGUCGCCGCCGACUCUGCAGCUCCCGCCGAGCCAGCAGUCGCUGCUGAGCCCGCCGCUGCCGCCACCGAGACCACCACCGCCGAGCCCGCCGCUGCUGAGGCUACCGAGACCCCGGCCGCCGCCGCCGAGGAGGCCAAGAAGGAGGAGGUCACCCCCAUUGAGGAGGGUAUCCUCGAGGCCAAGGGAUCCUCUUUCCCCAAGAACUUCAUCUACUCCAAGAAGUACUUCUGGUUCGGCGAUGAGGCCGUCGAGCCCAAGCACAUGAACGCCUACAUUCGCGGCGAGAAGGUCGGCGAGGUUGCUCACCACGUCGCUGCCUGGGCCUCGCACACUGGCAAGGGUCUCCUGUUCUACAACGAGAAGCCCAACGACAAGUCGACUCCCCACGGAGCCAUCCAGCUGGCCGAGGCUUCUGAGCCCACCGUCGACGGCACCCACAAGUUCCACCUGACUUCCAAGGGCCACAAGCACACCUUCAAGGCUGCCAGCGCUGCUGAGCGUGACAACUGGGUCGCCCAGAUCAAGGCCAAGAUCGCCGAGGCCAAGGAACUGGCCACUGCUGUCACCGAGUCCGAGACCUACAAGGCCACUAUCGAGAGCUUCAAGCCUGCUCCUCCCGCCAAGAAGGAGGAGAAGAAGACUGAGGAGGCCGCCAAGGAAGAGGCCCCCAAGGAGGCCGCUCCCGCUGAGGAGGCCAAGACCGAGGAGCCCGCUAAGGAGGCUGGCAAGCUCGAGGAGCCCGCCAAGGAGGAGCCCAAGCGCCGAUCUGCCAGCCGAAAGCGCGGUUCGAUUUUCGGCAGCCUGAUGGGCAAGAAGGAUGAGGAGAAGAAGGAGGUCAAGAAGGACGAGAAGCCCGCCGAGGCCGCCGCCGCAACCGAGACCCCGGCCGCCGAGACGUCUGCCCCUGCUGCCGAGACCGUCGCUGCGACUGAGGCUGCCCCCGCCACCGAUGCCCCUGCUGCUGAGGCCGAGGCACCUGUUGAGGCUGCUGCCACCGAGGCCAAGGCCCCUGAGACCAAGCCUGCCCCCGCCAAGCGGGCUUCGAUCUUUGGCAACCUGAACUUCGGCCGGAAGAAGGCCGAGGCCGAGUCUGCACCCGCUCCUCCUGCCAAGGACGCCCCGGCUGAGGGCGCCGCUGUCUCGCAGAACGCCCCCGUGAUCCCGGCCGUUGAGACCACCGAGCCUCUCUCGGCCGAGGUUGCCUCCCCUGCCAACGUCCCUACCGAGACUGUUGACGCCACCCCUGCCACCAACGGCGAGACCAAGAAGGAGAUGAAGAGCGACAAGCGCAAGUCUUCGCUCCCCUUCGGCUUCGGUGCCAAGAAGGAGAAGUCUGCCUCGUCUGACGAGGAGGGCGACAAGCCCAAGUCCCCCUUCUCCAAGUUCCGUGCCACCAUCAAGGGCAAGGGCAAGGCUGAGAAGCCUGCCGAGAAGACCGAGGAGAAGCCCGCCGAGGCUGAGGCUUCCAAGGAGGCCGAGCCUGCUGCUGCCGCCGAGGCCGAGGCCGCCAAGCCCGUCGAGCCCGAGACGGCUGCUCCCGCCACCACCGAGGAGACCCCUGCCGCCGACAAGCCUCUGGCUGCCACUCCUCAGGUUGCCGCUACCGCAUAG